This is a messenger RNA of Closterium sp. NIES-67, 3414 nucleotides long. NCBI's taxonomy places the organism in Eukaryota, Viridiplantae, Streptophyta, Zygnematophyceae, Desmidiales, Closteriaceae. The record is from the annotation of a GenBank genome assembly.
AACUUGCUUUCAACACCGAUUUCCAACCCUUCAUUGUUGUAUCUCUCUUAUUCCCACCCACGCCACACAGGGAUCUCUCGUCCAACAUGUUCACUGACUCCAUUCCCAGCAGCAUCCUCUCGCUCACUCAACUGGUUUCUCUAAAUUUAGGUGGAAAUCCUUAAAUGGAUCCAUUCCAGCCUCUCUUGACUCAAUGGUCAUGUUGGAGAAUCUAAAUCUGAGUGGAAGCCACUUGAAAGGGUCCAUUCCAACUACUCUUGGCAACAUGGGCAGCUUGAAGUCUCUGUACAUGAAUGAUAACCAGCUCACUGGGAGCAUUCCGGGCUUCAACAACACAAUGAAUCUGACUGAACUGGUGUUGAGUGGGAAUCAGCUGAGUGGGCUCAUCCCCCCCUCUAUUACCUUCUGCAAACAGCUUCAACGUCUGUGGCUCGACAACAAUUCACUGAGUGGGAUCCUUCCAAAACUUCUUGGGAUUAUGACUCAGCUUACCUCCUUGAGAAUCAAUGACACUAGUCUCAGUGGAACAUUGCCAACAUUUCUUGGGAGUUUCAGUUCCCUCGAUUCACUCAACAUCAGCGGCACAAACCUCACGUGCCCACCGGACUACAUCGCCUGUGGACCAACACAGUCGCCUAAGACAGCCUUCUGUCGAACGUGCCCUUCCUUCUGCAGCACUUGUGGCAAACCAUCACCAGGGUCAGCCACAAGCAACAGCAGCCCCAGCAGCACCGAGUCAUCUUCACCAGCAGCAUCUGGAGGAGGGGGUGUGUCGGUGGGAGUCAUCAUUGGCAUUGCCGUUGCGGCUGGGGUCAUUCUUCUGCUUCUCAUUGCGGCUGGGGCCAUUCUUCUCUACUUCAGGCACAAGAUGGAGCAGAAGAAAACAAGCCUGGAAACCAGCCUGGCCGCUGCACACUGCACCGAGUUCUCUCUGGCUGAGGUCCUCAAGGCCACCAACAAUUGGUCGGAGGACAACCAGCUUGGCUCGGGUGCCUUUGGUGAUGUCUACAAGGGCGUGUCUCCCCGCGAUGGCACCACAGUGUGGGCUGUGAAGCGAGCCAAGCUGAUUGACGUGGAUUUCCAGAGGGAGAUCCUCCAAAUGGCCGACAAGAACCAUCCCAACAUUGUGCGGCUGCUCGGGUUUGCGGUUGGAGGGGACGUGAGGUCGAAAAUCGAGCAGAUCUUGAUCUACGAGUUUGUGUCCAAUGGCGAUCUCCACAAGUGGAUUGAUCGCGAUGCAUCCAAUCCUCUAAGCUUCAAGCAGCGGCUGGACAUUCUCAUUGGAAUUGCACGCGGCUUUGAGUACCUCCACAGCUUCGACAUUGUGCAUCGCGACAUCAAGCCGGCAAACAUCCUCAUUACUGCUGACAUGCAGGCCAAGAUUGCAGACUUUGGGCUUGUGAGGGCGGGAGAGGGCACCACAGUGGGCGCUACUCGAGUCAUGGGAACGCCGGGCUAUCUGGAUCCAGUUUACUCCAGGACGUCACUGGCAACUUCUGCCAGCGAUGUCUACAGCUUCGGUGUGCUCAUGCUUGUGGUCCUCACGGGGGAGGCUCCAAUUGUUGAGUCGGCUGGAGAAACCAGGCAGAUCACUUCUUGGGCAUUCGAGUGCGUGACCUUGGGUGACUUGGGGAGCCUCACUGACUCCAAAAUUGAGGCCCCUGGGGAUGCUGUGCUGCGUGUGACUCAGCUGGCGAUCAGCUGCACUGUGGAGCGCACUGCAAGCCGGCCAAGCAUGGCUCACAUUGCCAACGAGCUGAAGGCCAUCCGGGAUGAGGUGGCGGGGAAGGAUGAGCUGAGCGCUGCGAAGAAGGUGGAUGCGCAGGUGCAGGAGAUGAAGGAGGCAUUUGGAGAUGUGGAUGCGUUUGAGGAGUCACUCAAGAUGAUUGGGGAGAGUUUUUCCAACGAGAACCAUGUCUAAAUCCGUUAAGGGUGUGAUCAUCGGAGGCCGGCUUCAGAUUUCUUAGUACCGUUGAUAGUUUUUUGCUCUCUUGACCGUCGAAAAGUGCGACGCCGCGUCUCUCCUCGCCGUUCUUCUGGCUCACUUGCAAGCAACUGGCAUCGACCUCUCCCGAAUCACCGGCAUGAGCACCGACGGCGCCUCUGCCAUGGUCGGCCGAGACAAUGGUCUCGUCGCCCGACUUUGCGAGCACAUCCCCCAUCUCGUCUCUUUGCACUACAUCGCACACAGGGAAGCCUUGGCGGUGAAGGACGCCGCCACUGUUUCUCCAAACUUCGACAUGGUCGACCUUGUGAUUUGAACUCUGGCCGAUCUUCACGUUCAUGUGUCUGGAGUCAACGCUUCAAGUACCUGCAGCGGGCAAUACACAACACCAACCUUCAAGUGCAAGGAAUUCACACCGUGCGCUGGCUUUCAAGGGGUGAGGCUGUGCGGCGCCUCUGUAAGGUCCUUGGCACCACUAUUAUUCUGUUUCAUGAGUACGGGCAUGAGCUGUGUGAAGUCGUCAUCUGUUACAAGUUUCAGUUCUGUCUUUUUUUCCUGGCGGACGUGCUCGGAGUGAUGAAUGAGCUCAACCUCAAAUUCUAGAAGAGGGAGGUCGAUGUCACCGAAGUGACGAAGGACAUCGACGAGGCGACAGGGGACCACCGCCACCGCUACCUGGAGUGCGGAGAGGUGUUCGGUGGGGGGAUCGAAGGCACGUGGCUUUUGGCUUUCUUGGCCGUCUACGCGCACGGAGGGAACAAACGCGUAAAGGUGCGGGGCAUCGACAAGGACGGCAGCCCAGUCAUGCACACCUACACCAUGCACGAGAAGCAGAUCGAUGGGCAUGCCUUCCGCAGCAAUUACCCCGAUUGCGAGCGGCUCUGCACGGAGUUCGUGAAGGACACGAUAAGCUUCCUGAAGACGAGGAUGCUGGACCUGAACAAUCUCGGCCCGAUGAAGCUCUUCUGCGUGUCGAAGUGGCCUCGGAUGAAGCAGCAGAGAGAGAAGAGGCUGAAGGAGUAACUACAUGGCUGCAAUGCCUUUUUCGACAACAGGCUGACAGGAUUUUCCUUGCAAGCUGCGCAGAAGGAGCUGGUUACGUGGGCGCCACUGAUGCUGAGCCACCAUGCCGACGAGGGAUUCCAUCAAGGCCUGACGAACUACCUCGGCUCGACGGAGUCGACCUUGCGCUGGCCCAACCUCAUGCGAUUGUGGCAGGCGUGCGUUGUCCUGCCGCUUAGCACAGUGGAGUGUGAACGAGGCUUCUCGCGGCAGAACGUCAUCAAGUCAUGGGUGCGGGGCGCGUUGUGCAAUGCGCGCCUCAGCGAGCUGAUGGUCAUUUCCCUGCUGCAGUAUGAGUUUGGCUGGGACGAGGCCCUUGAGUGUUGGCGCGAGAAGUUGAGGCGCCCUGCUAAGUCUGUUUUGUUUGCCUCAGCGGAGAGGAAGCGUAAGGCUAAGGCAAUUGAGGG